Molecule: messenger RNA, 2038 nt
Organism: Brassica rapa (field mustard)
Lineage: Eukaryota; Viridiplantae; Streptophyta; Magnoliopsida; Brassicales; Brassicaceae
Product: phospholipase A1-IIbeta
Biological process (GO): lipid metabolic process
Molecular function (GO): glycerophospholipid phospholipase A1 activity
Source: RefSeq, a predicted model, not a curated record
UACAAGGCAACAGAAAGGAAGAGGAGGACGUUCGGUUUGGAUCAAAAAAAAAGUGAAAAUGGUGGGAGAUAUUGCUAAGAGAUGGAAGGAAUUGAGCGGCAAUAGCAAGUGGAAAGACCUACUUGAUCCUCUUGACUUGGAUCUACGCCGUUACAUCCUCCACUAUGGAGACAUGGCUGAGGUCGGAUACGUUACCUUUAAUAGUGACCGCCGGUCCAAAUAUGUAGGAGACAGCUGCUACACUAAGGAAGAGCUCUUUGCUCGUACCGGCUACCUCAAAGCCAACCCUUUCAGGUACGAGGUGACUAAGUACAUAUAUGGAACAUCGUCGAUAAGGUUACCGGAAUGUUUCUUAAUCAACUCAUUGUCAAGGGAAGCAUGGAACAAAGAUUCUAACUGGUUAGGUUACACUGCGGUGUCUACAGACGAAGGCAAGGAGUUGUUAGGGAGAAGAGACAUUGUUGUAGCAUGGCGAGGGACUAUGCAGUUGUACGAAUGGGCUAACGAUUUUGAUUUCCCACUUGAAUUAGCUACCUCGGUUUUCCCUCCUACUGACCCGAAUGAUCCAAAUGACCCUCCUCGCAUUGCCAAUGGUUGGCUGUCUCUUUACACAACCUCUAAUACACACUCACGUUUUGACAAGACCAGUGCACAAGAACAGGUUCAAGGAGAGCUCAAAAGGUUACUAGAAUUGUACAAACAAGAAGAGAUUAGUAUCACCUUUACAGGCCAUAGCUUGGGCGCAGUUCUAUCUAUUUUAUCAGCCACAGACUUUCUCCAUAACGAAUGGCCUAAGACCACAACAAGUCUUGGAGACACGCUUUCUUGUGUCACGGUUUUUGCUUUUGGCAGUCCCCGCAUCGGUGACCUUAACUUCAGAAGACUGGUCGAGUCUCUAAAAAAACUCAACAUCUUGAGAAUUACAAAUGUUCCGGAUCUCAUUCCGCAUUACCCGGUGUUCAGGUUCACAGAUGUAGGGGAGGAGCUUGAGAUCAACACGUUGAAAUCAGAGUACUUGAAACGGUCUCUAAACUUGGCACAUUUCCAUAACCUGGAGGCUUACUUGCACGGCGUGGCGGGGACACAACACAACCAAGCGGAGUUCAAGCUGGAAAUUAACCGUGAUAUCGCGCUGGUCAACAAGGAAUUAGAUGCUCUUCAAGAUAAGUACUUAGUGCCUGGGCAUUGGUGGGUUCUUGAGAACAGAGGUAUGGUUCAAGCGGAUGAUGGGACAUGGAUUCUUAAUGGAGAUAUGGCAAAGAAUGAUCAAGAAGAAGAAAAGGACGAAUGCGAAUUACUAUGAAUAUAUCUAUAAUACAUGUUUAAUUAACAUUCACAAAAUCCUUUUGAAGCAGUAAAAGAACAAGAGAAUGUUACGUAUUCUCAAACAAAUAACGUCUGAAGCACCAAAUCGAGAGAAGAUGAUUAUUUAUGUACAUGGAAAAAGAGGAAGAAGAAGAUCAACAAGGUAUCGUGGAUGUGAACCACUCCAUAACAUGAAUUGGAGCUUUGAUCAACCCUAAUUAUACGAUCUCCACUAGUAUAGUCACGCACAAGUAACAAGGACAUGCAUUGUGUGAGUGAAUAAAUUACAAGCCCAUAGAGUCAUAUUUAUAACCUUCAGAGUUUUGGUUGAGUGUUUAUGAGUUUAGUGAGGAGAUUCAAAAAUCCAUGUCUCCACAAACACAAUGUUGUGCAGCACAGCCUGAGCUAGAACAGUAAAUUCUAACAAUAAACAAGACUGUGCUAGUGAGUAUCGUUGUUGUGGACUUUUGUGGGUUAUUGAAGUAGGUUUACUAAUUGGAUAAACAAUCAUGUUGCCCUGGAAGCAACGUGAGCAAGGCCCAUUUCAUAUUUUCAGAUGCACUCAAUAUAAAGAAUGGCAAGUAUCAGGCAGGCCCAUUUUCUGAAAGAACGACAAUUUCUAAUAUGCUUUCCCAAUAGUGAAACAUAGCUUCAACAAUUAUGUCAUAAAACCUUAAGAUGUCUAACAACCGUUUCAUUGUCCCGUUUUAAAAUGCUGGAAUAACAAAACAAU